Molecule: messenger RNA, 1053 nt
Organism: Pectinophora gossypiella (pink bollworm)
Lineage: Eukaryota; Metazoa; Arthropoda; Insecta; Lepidoptera; Gelechiidae
Product: cAMP-dependent protein kinase catalytic subunit 1-like
Exons: 1
Coding region: 1-1053 (350 amino acids)
Biological process (GO): peptidyl-serine phosphorylation
Cellular component (GO): nucleus; cAMP-dependent protein kinase complex
Molecular function (GO): ATP binding; cAMP-dependent protein kinase activity
Source: RefSeq, a predicted model, not a curated record
AUGGCUAAGAAUUCUAACUACACUCAGCAGAAUCAUCAAGAUCACACACGAUACUUGGAUAUGCUAAAAGCAGAAUUUCAACAAAAAUACAAUUGUCCACCAACUUUUGAGAAAAAAGUUGAAGACUACGAUCAAAUUAAAGGCAUUGGGAGCGGAGCCUACGGAGAGGUAUUCUUAGUAAGAGAUAAAGCGGCGUUCACUUACCACGCUAUGAAAGCAGUUGAGAAAGCCGUUGUCGUAGAAAGGAAACACGUUAAACAUCUGUUGUUAGAAAAGAAAAUUCUUCAGUGUAUCCAAUUUCCAUUCGUUAUUACGUUAGAUGCAGCCUUUAAAGACAACGUUUACUUAUAUUUUAUAUUACCUUUUGUUGCUGGAGGGGAGAUGUUUACCUACAUACAGAAAUAUGGAAGUUUUUCAGAUUCACUGUCGAAAUUUUAUGCAUCGCAAAUAUGUUUAGCCUUAGAAUAUUUGCAUCACUGUGAGGUUAUUCAUAGAGAUCUUAAACCAGAAAAUAUUUUAAUAGAUAACAAAGGCUAUAUAAAGUUGGUUGAUUACGGUUUUUGUAAGGUAGUAAAAAAGAAAACAUGGACAUUAUGUGGCACUCCCGAGUAUUUGGCACCAGAGAUCAUACUUUCCAAAGGUUAUUCGUUUCCUGUGGACUGGUGGGCUUUCGGAGUCUUGAUUUACGAAAUGCUCGCUGGAACACCCCCAUUUUUUGCUUCGGAUCCAAAUAAAUUAUAUGAAAAGAUUUUGUCUGGUCAUUAUAAAUGUCCUGAUGGGAUUGAUAACGAUUGUAAGAAUCUUAUACGAAGUUUAUUGCAAGUGGAACCAGCGAAACGGUUAGGCACACGAAAGACUGGCGAUUACGACAUCAAAAGUCACGCGUGGUUCAAUGACGUGCCGUGGCAGGUGAUCCUGCACCAGCGGGCCGAGCCCCCCAUGAAGCCCGUGGUUCCCUCCCCGGGCGACACGAGCAACUUCCCGGAGGUGGAUCAAAUUAAGCUAAAAAGAGCUUCGACAUGCCUCUAUGAGAGCGAGUUUCUUGAAUUUUGA